Messenger RNA from Galleria mellonella (greater wax moth), 2238 nucleotides. RefSeq lists its product as uncharacterized. NCBI's taxonomy places the organism in Eukaryota, Metazoa, Arthropoda, Insecta, Lepidoptera, Pyralidae. The transcript is spliced from 2 exons. Gene Ontology annotation, molecular function: protein dimerization activity; DNA binding. The coding region runs from base 114 to 1985 and encodes 623 amino acids. The record is from RefSeq and is a predicted model, not a curated record.
GGUAACGUGACUUCCUGGUAACGUGUUAGGUAGGAAAAGCAGUAAAAAAGUGCAUAUUAAGGGAGCAGAUUUGAAAUAAUAUUUAUACUUAACAAGAAAUAAUUAAAGGUUCAAUGGGGAGACCUAAAGAUUUACGCAUAUGGGAGCACUACCGUACUUUACCAAACAAGUCUGUUUCUUGCAAGCUUUGUAAUAAGGUCUACAAAUUCAGUAAUGCUGCCAAAAUGCUUCAACAUCUUAUCACUUGUCCAAAAUCUCCAGAAACAUUAAAAGACUCUAUGAAACUUAUAAAAGAUAGCUCGUCCAAAACCAAAAUGUCUGGACUGUCAGAGAUAGAGACAAAUGAUUCUUUUAUAAGCCCCUCGUCGUCUGCUAACACUACAAUAAAUGCUGAGUUUCAAGACACCGAUGAUCAUAUAAAAACAGAAUUAGCGAGAGCUAUAUUUGUAACAGGGACGCCAUUAUCGAUGGUGCAACAUCCUUUAUGGAUACAAUUUUUCGAAAAAUUGCAACCAAAAUUUAAAAUACCUUCACGUAAAGCUUUAGCGACAAAAUACUUAGAUAAAAUAUAUAGAGAAAUGCGUUUUGAGUUAAAUGAGGAACUAAAUGCUUGUAGUUACUUACACCUUCAGUGCGAUGGCUGGUCUAAUUUAAGAAAUGAAGGAAUAAUAAACUUUCUUAUAUCAAAACCUCAACCUGCAUACGUUAAAAGUUUGAAUACAGAAAGUAAUCCUCACACUAGUGAAUACCUUAGCCAAGAAGUUGAAAAAGUAAUGAAAGUGUAUGGAGCAAAUAAGUUUCUUGUACUUAUUGGCGAUAACGCUAGAAAUAUACAAAAGGCAUUCGAAUUAACAAAACUCAAAUAUCCACAUGUUGUUCCUCUCGGUUGCUGUGCACAUAUCCUUAACUUGUUGUGCCAAGAUAUUGUAAAGAUACAAGAAGUAACUGUGUUUAUUAUGCAAGCCAUAAAUAUAAUAAAAACUGUUAAAAGGAGUCAACGAUUAAGUUCCUUGUUGAUAAAAUCAAGGCAGGGUGAAGAUUCUACACAAACACUAAAAUUGCCUUGUGCUACAAGAUGGGGAAGUCAUGUUACUUCGUUAAAAAGUUUGAAAGCAAAUAAGAUAGCUUUGCAAAUAUUAACAGUUAGAGAAGAUGUGGUAAUUUCAAGAGAUAUUAAAGAUUUAAUUCUAAGUGAUGAUUUCUGGACGAAGACAGGGGAAUGUAUAAGUAUUUUGGAACCAGUCACUGAAAGCAUAUUUUACUUAGAGAGCGACCAGAAUCGUUUGCAUCGCACAUACAUUACAUUUAGAGAUGUACAAGCUAAGAUACGUUUUGCAUUAAAUGAGAUUUCGACAUUGAGCGAAGAAAGCAAACAGCAGAUUCUAACAUCAGUAUCUUCAAGAUGCAAUAUGGCAAUGAGGCCAAUACAUUUUGCAGCAUAUAUUCUAGACCCCAGGACUCUAGGAGUCGAACUUACUCAAGAGGAAGAACUUAAGGGUAUGGAGUUUAUCUACAAUUUAAGCCAACACUUAAGUUUGUCAAAUGUAAUGGCAGAUUUGGCGUGUUAUAAAGCUAAAGAAAACUUUUGGGCCAGAGGAUUUGUAUGGAGCUCAUUAGAUAGCAUUGAGCCCCUAAUAUGGUGGAAAGGUAUUUGUGGUUCCACUGAGUUAAGCAAAGUAGCGAUUCGUAUUCUAUCAGCUCCCUGUACUUCGGCAGCCACUGAGCGUUCCUUUAGUAUCCAAGGCUACAUACAUAAUAACAAAAGAAAUCGACUUACAACUGAAAGAACUGAAAAAAUUUCAUUCAUUUGUUGUAACUGGAAUCUUAAACAUAAAGCUGAAUGCGAGGACAUUCAGUUUAAUGAAGAAAAUACCUUAGAAGCUUUCAUUGAGCAAGUAAAUGAACAUAACAGUUUAGACGAAAUAGAGCCUAUCGAACCUAUACAAUUCAUCGCUUGUAAUAACUCUGAAUCUGACAGUGAUUGACUGUAGUUUUACAUUUUACUUUCAUCUCUUUCUUAAUAAACUCAAAAUCAAAUUAAAAGUUUUUUAUUCUGUAGGCUGCAUAAUAAUAUUGUCUAUGUCCAGUAUAGUGGACGUCUUGCGGCUGAGAUGACGAUGAUGAAGUACAAAAUCAUAAACACCCAAAAAUUUGGGUGUUUAUGGGGUUUAAACCCAAUAAACCCAAAACACCCGGUUUUUACCCACCAGACUUUAAACCCACCCAGGUGGAUUGCCC